AUGGGAGCGCUGGCCCCGCCCACCAGGCCCUCCCCUAUUGGCCGCGGCCCCCAGGAAGGGGAUGUGGAGAGGAAGGGAGGGAGGAGAGGAGGGGGGGGAGCGACCGCCGAAGAAAAAUGUCCGUAUAAGCAGCGCGCCCCGCCCCCGUCCCGCCUCCCGCGCCGCCCUAUUGGCUGCGACACCGGAGCGCCGGCCAAUUGGCGAGCGGGGCCGCGCCGCCGUCACGACGAGAAGCCCACCCACGCGGCGAAUUGGCCCUGCCCGCCACCGGCGAGGCCACGCCCCCCUCUCUGGGGAGCCCUUUUGUGGAAUGUUUACAUCGCGGCCGCGGCCCGCGCCAGCGGCUGCCCCCGUCAGCCCCCCCACCGGCCCCGAGCCCCGCCGCCAACCGCUUCGGCGGCGGGAGUGGCGGGGGGGACUUGGCGGCGGGGCUCGGUCCCGGGGGCGGCGCGGCGCUGCCUUUUGUCCCCGACCCCUUCACUUCCGGGAUGGCGGCGCCCCACGUGGGGCGGGUCGGUUACACGUGCGGGCGGGGAGCACACGGCACACGCACACACGGGCUCCCGCACACGCCCCGCACACUCGCACACGCUCACACUCACGCACGCACGCACCGAGGAGGAGGAGGGGGGGGACCGUGGGCGGUGCGCGCCGCGGGGGGCGGCGCCCUCAGCGGCUGCAGCCAAUGGCGUGCCAGGAAGGGGGCGUGGCCACCGCGGCAAUGGCCCCCGCCCUCCCCCCGCGCACACACACUCAGUCACUCGCCUCCCCCCCCGCCCGCUCCCGCCGCCGUCGCGCGCUUCCCGCCGGCGGGAUCCGCAGCGCGCGCGCGCUUCUCUCCCCUCCACCCCCCCCGCCGCCUUUCCCUCAGGUUCCCGCCCGGCCGCCGGCCCGGCGCUCGGGAAGCGAUCCCCGUGA
Messenger RNA from Lonchura striata (white-rumped munia), 918 nucleotides. The record is from RefSeq and is a predicted model, not a curated record. Lineage: Eukaryota; Metazoa; Chordata; Aves; Passeriformes; Estrildidae.